AUGCCUGCGAGCUCGUGGGAUGAGCUCGAGAGCGCACUGAAGGGUGUGUGCGGUGCCCACCAGCACAUCGACCUGGGGGGCGCCGAGGUGGUCGCCCCCGGGGCGGGGUACGAGCUGGCGGUGCCCGACGGCACCGAGAUCGCGAACGGGUCCGUCGUCGUGCCGGACGGCGGCCUCGUUCUGCGUCCCGCGGGCACCCUCGCUCUGCGCGACCUGGUGUUUGCGCACUGCCGCCGCGGCGCCGCGGAGCUCGAAGUUGCGCCGGCUGCGAUCCUGAUCGAGAACCCCGGAGGACACGACUUCUCGAUAGCGCAGCUCGUGACGCGGCAGGCGGAGUCGGCGCGCGAGAGCGCUGCAGCCUGGGAGGCGCUGCCGGGGUCGCUGCUCGAGGUGCACAGCGGGCGGCUCGCGGCGGACGGGUGCACGUUCAUCGGCGAGCGCAGCGGGCCUGCGAUGAUCGUGCGCGGCGAGGGCACGGAGGCCGACGUCCGCGCGUGCCGCGUCGGGUCGAACGGGUCGGUGGCGCUGCUCGCCUCGCAGCGCGCUGUGGUGCGCGUCGUGGACAGCCACCUGGGGGCGAACCGCGGGGAGGAGGCGACGGUGUACGCGGUCGGGGAGUCGGAAAUACACCUCCGGGGGUGCACGGUGAUCUCGGGAAUGCCGCACGAGUACGACACGGGGGCGCAGAGCAACGCGGUCGGGGGGUGGCCAGCCGGGUACUUGAGAGAGGGCAAGGUGUUUCUGGAGGCAGGCAACGACAUCGUGGGCGGGAUGAUGCCGCAGACGACGAUGGUGCAGCCGUCGGUGCAGCGCAGGAGCGGGACCUUCCAGUCGCUCGAGACGGUGCGGGCGCAGGAGCUGCUGCAGCAGCGGCGGCGCACGGAGGUGCGGGCGGACCUGCGGCGGUACGCGCGGCGGGCGCAGGAGGGCCACUGGAACGGCAACGCCGUGGCCUUCUUCAAGGCGGCGUGGCUGCUCCUGUCGUGCCAGUGGAAGCGCAUCUACUGGGAGCUCAAGGACCCCUACAACGCCCGGCAUAGGAACACCUGGCCGCCCGCGCCGCCACCGCACCCGAGCCCUCCGCACCGUGCACCAAGCUGA
Pedinophyceae sp. YPF-701 is the source of this 1101-nucleotide messenger RNA. NCBI's taxonomy places the organism in Eukaryota, Viridiplantae, Chlorophyta, Pedinophyceae. The record is from the annotation of a GenBank genome assembly.